This is a messenger RNA of Pecten maximus, 1523 nucleotides long. Its product is annotated as hydroxylysine kinase-like. The coding region runs from base 120 to 1310 and encodes 396 amino acids. Lineage: Eukaryota; Metazoa; Mollusca; Bivalvia; Pectinida; Pectinidae. Gene Ontology annotation, molecular function: amino acid kinase activity. The record is from RefSeq and is a predicted model, not a curated record. The transcript has 6 exons.
GAACACGGGCAGCAUGCGGACAGGUCGGUAGUGAAACGGUGCUGAGGGAUCUCACGAAAGUGGAGAGUGUUACAUCACGGCCGGGGGUCCAAUAAAUCCAUCCCAUAACACAGAACAAAAUGGACAAUAACAACGAAGGUACUAAACCGGAAGUGCUGUUGCAGGAGAAAGGGGAGAUCAUCAAACCCAUGAUCCCUGACGGUGCUGUGGAGGAUCUGGUAAGAAACUUAUACGGCUUAGAUGUCAUCAGCUCUAAAGAACUAAACAGCUAUGACGAUAGGAACUACCACGUGACUGUACACAACCAAUCAAGCAAUCCUCACAUACCGGAAGUGUGGAAACAUGGCUACAUUUUGAAGAUACUGAAUAGCAUGGACUCUAAGCGUCCAACUAUCGUUGAGGCACAGAUCAGUCUUCUAGACCAUCUUCGAAAAAAGAACAUAUCAGUGCCAGAAAACGUUCUCACGAUUUCAGGCCAGACAAUGUCUCUAGAGAAGGUUUUUGCGGAGAAAGAUCCUAAAGAUCGAAACAGCGCCCCCUAUGGUACAUAUAUUGUGCGCUUACUGAAGUACAUCCCCGGCGAUAUCCUGGUCAGUAAACCCUGUACACCUGGACUUUUAUACAAUGUCGGCAAAUUUACGGGAGAAUUUUCAAACGCAACAAAGGGCUUUCAUCACUCAUUUUACGACACCCAUUCCUUAGUGUGGAGCCUGUUAGAAUUCUCCAAACUGAAGGAAUUCGUAUUCGCGGUAAAAGAUGAAAACAACAAACGUGUAGUUGACGAGGUCGUAUCAGCGUUUGAAUCCGAUGUUCUCCCUAAGCUUGGGGAACUCCAAAGAGGUGUGAUACACGGCGACCUGAACGAGCAGAACAUCCUUGUCACAGAGGUUCCGGGUCAGGAUGAUGUCCCACCUGAAUCACGUGUUUAUGACGUCAAUGGCCUACUGGAUUUCAUGGACGUCACUGAUUCCUACCCAAUAUUUGAUAUUGCUAUAAAUAUCGCGUACAUGUCAAUUAUAUGCGAACCUUCUGAACAACUUGACGCCGGCGGUCACAUAUUAGCAGGCUUGAUACCCAUCUUCCCUUUAAAUGAUGUCGAGUUGGACAUCUUGCAGACGUCUGUAUGUGCUCGAUUGUGUCAAUCACUUGUGAUGGGAGCCUAUGCUCACUACCAAGACCCGUCCAAUAUGUACGUACUGACGACAGCUGAGAAAGGCUGGCCGCUCCUACACAAAGUCUGGAGUACACCCAAACAGGUACUAAAGGAUAGGUGGUUGUAUCUGAUAGGCCAACACCAGGAAGCAUCGUGAUUUAUCUUGCAAUAAUGGCAUGACAUUUAGUGUUGCUGAUGUCGUUUGAUUCUGUCGCAUACAUAUUUUCAGUAAGUUCCUUGUUGUGAUUGAGAAUAUAUUUCAUGCGACAUUUGACAUGUACAAUCAAUUGUCAAAAUCCUUCUUACUAGUAUGCAAUACAGUUGUACGUUUAUUAUCACAAGUAUAAUAAACAGUAUAAUAUUCUGUUAA